Umbelopsis ramanniana AG is the source of this 3341-nucleotide messenger RNA. RefSeq lists its product as uncharacterized. The transcript has 6 exons. The record is from RefSeq and is a predicted model, not a curated record. Bases 137 to 3202 code for a protein of 1021 amino acids. Lineage: Eukaryota; Fungi; Mucoromycota; Umbelopsidomycetes; Umbelopsidales; Umbelopsidaceae.
CAACAGCGGCAAUCGACGCUUAUGGACCGUAUACUCGUGACUAUAAUAUUGGGUUGGUUCAUCGUCAUCGUUCAGGGAGUUUCCACGCAUCUUCUUUUUCUCUUCUUCUCACUUUCACUUGCAUAUACUCUUCCUCAUGUCCACUCGAAUAUCAACCGACUACCAUCGUUAUCAUCAUGACUCACAAAAUAGAACCGUGCGACGCUCCAGUACCACGUCUCAUAAACGCAUGCUGGGACCUGACCACUCAGUUUCCAACUCCUCCCGUAGAAUCCAUUCAUUGCAACAACCACGCACUAGCAACAAAUUUCAGGAACAAGACAUCGCAUAUGGUUCGCCAAGGCAACAGCAUUAUUAUACAGAUACAGCAUUGACAAGCUUACAACCAAGAGACACAAAUAUACAGACUCGGCCACGACUACGCCGACUUUCAACUCCAGACUUGACUGAUACACUGACGAAUAGUCGCAGUGAUAGUGACAGCGAAUUGAACAGUCCAACUUAUCGUCAGAAUAGUCGAAGUUCACCACAGCUGUCCAUACCCGGAGCGUGGCCAGCUUCCCCCAUAACAUACACCGAAGAACCUGGCGAGAUCACUGUCGAUGGGUUGAGCGAUGAAUUUGAUUAUGUUAUAUUGAGAGUUCCAGCAAAGUCUAGAGCAUCUAGUAUAGCUAGUUUUUCUUCGUCAGCCAGAAGAUCGAUGGACAGUUCAAGAAGAGGAAGCAUUGAAGAAGACGUGACAGAGAGGAGUGUUUCUCGACUAUCCACACCCGAAGCCACUCACCUCGUACAAUCCAUUAAGGCACUUAAAACUCCGGUGCCUGAUCAGACCAGGCAGUUCGCCAUGUAUUCGCCUGACCGCUCUACGAGCUGGAGAGUGGAUGAUAUGGGGAAAUACGAAUAUUUAGUUCUUAGAUCGUCUUCACAAAUGUCUACCGGAAGACUUCGCAUGUCUUCUGAAGAGAGUGAUAAAAUUGCCUAUGAGUCUGAUCAGAAUGAAGAAGUUGAGAGUCUCAAUAUUGCUAAUCCAGGUUUUCCUCUUGACGAUAUUGCUGAUCAAUGGCAUGAUCCUCCUCAAAGUUUUUCAACCUACCAUCGCUCUUCAUCGUAUACCGAAAUUACUGCAUCCUUAUUUGCCUACAAACCCGAAGAAAUCAGAGGAGCGAGUCCGUAUCAAGUCAAAAACGCAAGCACGACCGUAUUGGAAGUACCACACCGACCACGUUCUCGUUCCUUAUCAGAACUGCGCCCACAUCCGACGCUGUCUGCCAGCGAGCCUAGUCACUUGGAUCAGAUACCGCGCGUCCCUGAGCAUCGCACCAGCAUGCCACCUACAUUGAAAAGGUCAUCUUCAUCAGGAUCUCAAAAGCUCGCACGCCUCCUUUCAACUGUGAGUAGACGUAGUCUUCAGACCUUAAAGAUGUCGUCGGCGACCGAAAUUGGGAACCAGAUGGAACAAGUUUGGGAGAGAAGGAUGGAGCAAGCAGCUUCCACCCCACCUCAAACUGGUCUUACUCGAAAAUAUACUUUGAGUCGACCGUCGUUUUGGGAUCCUAACCAUCAUGUACAGGACGCAGCCAUCCAGCAUUCACCAAAGCCUUCGAUAGGAUUCAAGAUCCUCUCAAUAUUUCGACCUAGGAAAAUGCGGGUUCGAAGUCUCAUGAGACAACAGCAUUUAUUGGAAAGAGGAUGGGCUGUUGAGCGUGCCCGGUCACCAUGCAUUGCAUACAUGCAGGACAUGGGAAUUCAUAUGGGACGACUGAAUCCUUUCGCCAUCAUCAAUAACACAUGGGAGAAAGGAGAGCCUGGAAGUCAUUUGAGCUUUAGAGAAUCCGACUUUAAUCAGAUAGAUACGUACGCACGAAGUGUUCGUCAGAAUGGAACAGCCGUGACACCAGAACAACUCGCAACAAAAUAUAUCGUCCGUCCGUAUAGGCGAGAUAUUCAAAAAGUUCGCGCCAUCUUUAUGUGGAUUAUUGAAAACAUUCGCAUGGGCGCACCUCAGGACGGAGCGUCUAGUAACGGAAGCAAAUCACAAGGAUCUGACAAUGAAAACGAUGGAUCCAUCGGAGGCUUUGGCACUUCAACACACGCUGAACAAGUCGAGAAAGAUUGGGUCGAAACCGCAGAAGUGGUGUUGUCAAAACGUUGGUGUCGAACUGGCGUUGGAUUUGCACGGCUCUUUUGUGAAAUGGCCGUUGCAGCGGGCUUAGAUGACACUAAAGUUGUCUAUGGCUAUCUUCGCGUACCAAAAGACAACAUUGACAUUGCCACUCGUAGUAACGGAAAGAUCAAGAUAAAUCAUGCCUGGUGCGCUGUUAAAAUCGAUGGUACCUACCGACUGAUUGAUUGUUACUUGGCGUCACCAUUCCUUCCAAGCAACAAAGGGUUUGUUGAGUCUCAUUGGUUCUUAGCCAGACCACUGACCAUGAUAUAUACGCACUUUCCAGCGUCGUUUCAAGACCAGUUCCUCGAUCCUCCUGUCACUUCAGCCGUCUUUUUCGCUUUACCACAUGUUCGAACCCCAUUCUUUAAGCAUCAUCUACAAGUGUUGGAUUACGAGUUUACCUACUUGGAUCUUGUCGACGAUGAUGUUCUGCAUAUGACGCUCUGGAUGGACGAUGCCACCGGCUGCUACGCUGAAGUAGAAUGUAGAUUGCAAAAAACUGGAAGUACAACAUCAGCCAUCAUCAUCAAGAGAGCUUUAGCUCAAUUCAUCAUGGAUGGCCAUCAACGUGUUUGCAAGAUUAAGGCUGUACUUCCAUCGGAUAUGCGGGUGGGCUGGCUAAAGAUCUAUGCUGGACCCAAAAUCUGGCCAGAUUCCCAGACAGCCAACUCUGCAUUCAAUCCUUAUCCUCUGGCCAUGGUUUAUCGAAUAACCCACAGUGGUCGACCACCGCAGGUGUUUGACUUUGUGAAAUCACACCUGAGUGUAUAUGACUUCUAUGUCCAUGAGCCGCAAUGUUACGUCCUGUACCCUAUGCAAAUGUAUACCUUUCGUAUCCUCAGCAUGGUCAACAGGCACCAGAAGUUAGCGGUCAAGAGCCCCACUGGGCGUUUGAACAGACUCGUCUAUUUUCCCCAGGACAAGAGUUAUACUGGGUCCAUGAUUGUAGGUGAAGUUGGAAUCUGGCACUUGGUAUGUCUGCAGGAGUCUGGUAGUUGGAACAAUGUCAUCGCCAGCUGGGAAUGUCGUUCCUGAACAACGAUCGUAUCAUACGAUUUUAACAUGAAGUGUUGUACAUAACUGUUUGGUCGGGUACCAAUAUCAGCAAUAUUGAAGUUAUUGCUUUCCCAUGUUACAUGUAAUUAAAUUACAAAUAAAAAAUAUAACUUUCAAU